Prosopis cineraria is the source of this 532-nucleotide messenger RNA. RefSeq lists its product as uncharacterized. The transcript is spliced from 3 exons. Bases 86 to 385 code for a protein of 99 amino acids. Lineage: Eukaryota; Viridiplantae; Streptophyta; Magnoliopsida; Fabales; Fabaceae. The record is from RefSeq and is a predicted model, not a curated record.
CGUUCUCCCUUACAUGCUAUAUUGCUACGGAUAGGACUCUGGAACGUCCGGGAACAAGGGAUAAGAGACAGCAGCCAGGCGAAGGAUGGAGAAGUACUUCGGAAAUGCUUAUCGAGGCGACCCGGGCGUGCCGCACGCCGAAGCGGAAAGAUUCGUCAACAUUUGGAUCGGCUCUGCUGCGUUCAGUGUUAUCACCUAUUUUAAUCCCUAUAUAUGGCAACUCUCGAAUCAGUUCAAUUGGCACGACAAAGCAAUGCUAUUUGAGCAGUAUCACUGGAAACAAGCAAGGAAAAAGAACCAGCCGUAUAAAUUCAAGUGGAACCAGUACAUGAAUAAGAGGCUUCGAAAUUCAUACUACUUUAAUUGGCCCCUCUAUUUCCCUUAGGUCUUGUUCUUUUUGGUUGCAUAGUUGCUGACAUUGUACCGUGAUCUUUUUGGUUGUUAUGCUGGAGCACAAUGAUACUUCUGUUGAAAGAUGAAACUUAUUGUUCUCUUGUUCUGAAUGCGAUUUCGACUAGAAUGUCUUGGUUUU